AUGUCGGAGCCAAAGCGACAAAAAGGAACCAAAGGGAAACGGGCGCCGGAGGCAGAGGAAGAACCCGAGAAAGAAUUAGAAAAUGGCCUAGAGUUUGAAGACCCAUACGGCGAUGACCUGGACGAAGAAGAGCAGCAGCAGCUGCAGCAGCUGCUGCGCAAGCAGCAGAAGAAGCAAAGCAGCAGCAGCAGCAGCAGCAGCAGCAGCAGCAAAAGAGCAGCAGCAGCAGCAGCAGAAGACCAGGAAGAUGAAUGGAGCGACGUUUCCGACGCAGAAGAAAUGCAAACGGACGAAGACGAGGAGAACGAACAGCCCGUCAAGGUGUGGCGGCCCGGCGUGGACACCCUUGGCGAAGGCGAGGUGCUGGAGUGCGACUCGAGCGCCUACGAACUUCUCCACAGGCUGCAGACGGCUUGGCCCUGUCUUUCUUUUGACUUCAUUCCAGACCAGCUCGGCGCCGCGCGCACGCGGUGCCCCCACACCUGCUACGCCGUGGGGGGCACUCAAAGCGACGGAAAAGAAAAUUGUCUUUACAUCAUGAAGUGGGAUCGUCUCCACAAGACGCAGCACGACGACUCCAGCUCGCUUUCCGGCGAAUCGGGCGCGGGAAACACCCCCGCGUUGGUGAACAGUUUGUUGACUUCGCUGUGCAACAUUUCGCCCUUCUUUAGGAGCGACGAAGAUGACAACGGCGAAGACGCCAAGUUGGAUUUCCGCCUAAUUGCCCACAAGGGGGCCGUUAACAGAAUUCGCUGCUGCCCCCAGGCAAGGAUGCCUCGCCUCGUGGCUGCGUGGUCAGACUUGGGGGUGGUUGGCGUUUGGGAUAUUGAGAAGCACCUCAAGAGGCUGGACGAGCCGGGUGCAGCUGGCCCUCCGCCGGAUCCUCACCAGAAGCCAACUUUUGAAUUUAAAGGCCACGGGACAGAAGGGUUUGCAAUGGACUGGAAUCCCCUUCACGGCGCGGGAAACACCCCCGCGUUGGUGAACAGUUUGUUGACUUCGCUGUGCAACAUUUCGCCCUUCUUUAGGUGCGUGGAGUGGCACCCCAGCGAAGAAGGGGUUUUUGCUGCAGCAAGUUUAGAUGACUCUCUCACCUUUUGGGAUUUGUCUGUCGAACGAGAAGAACCCACAGAAGUCCAAACUGCUGCAGUGCCCGAGCAGCUAAUGUUUGUCCACGGGGGGCAGCAGCAAAUUUCAGAGUUUCACUUCCACCCCCAAAUUCCAGGUCCACAGUUCGUGCUGGAUUGGUUUAGCCAAGCCAAGCUGCAGCAGCAGCACCUGCAGCAGCAGCACCUGCAGGAGCGGCAACUGCAGCAGCAACAACUGCAGCAACUGCAGCAGCAGCAACUGCAGCAGCAGCAGCUGCAGCAGUUGCACCUCAUGUUUAAGACACUUUGA
This is a messenger RNA of Eimeria necatrix, 1398 nucleotides long. RefSeq names its product Wd repeat protein, putative. The coding region runs from base 1 to 1398 and encodes 465 amino acids. Gene Ontology annotation, molecular function: protein binding. The transcript has 14 exons. Lineage: Eukaryota; Apicomplexa; Conoidasida; Eucoccidiorida; Eimeriidae. The record is from RefSeq and is a predicted model, not a curated record.